Messenger RNA from Megalobrama amblycephala (Wuchang bream), 1621 nucleotides. RefSeq lists its product as uncharacterized. The record is from RefSeq and is a predicted model, not a curated record. Lineage: Eukaryota; Metazoa; Chordata; Actinopteri; Cypriniformes; Xenocyprididae. Bases 154 to 447 code for a protein of 97 amino acids. The transcript is spliced from 5 exons.
UGUUGCCCCGCCCACUAGAAUAACAUACCCCGGCCACUUUAAGAGCAAACUAAGGGGGAUUUUACAUUGUUUUGUUUGAGUCUCAAUCGCUCUCUUCUUCACACUGCACGCCUCGUGAUGAUCACAGGAAGACACACAAACACACCCUGAAACAUGUGGACGAAAGUGAGAAACAACAACAGCUCUCUUCAUGAAGAACCACAGGAACACAAUCUCACACAGAUAGUUUCCCCAGUGUCUUCAUGGCUCCCAUCCAAGUCUGAUAGAAAUGGCUCAGUAACUGCCAGUCCACCCCCUCUUGCUGAGACCCCCAUGAACAGAGAGAGUGGAAUCAUACCAGGUGCGAUUGCUGCAGCAGUGUUCAUAGGCUUUCUGUUAGCCCUCUAUGCUGUUCUUUGGAAAUGCAUGGUUACACAACCAAAAAGGAGGAAAAAAAGAAAAGUUUGAAGGCUCGUGAACAGAGAUCUCUUACGUGCUGACCUCUGGACGAGACGUCCUCCGGUCUACCAGAGAUUCCGAGUUACUGAUCUUGGGUCAGAUCUUCUCCUGCUAUGUAUCAGCACCCUUAUGAACUGUGUUUAUGUCUUAACGCACACUAAUUUUGGGAACAUUUUGAGGGAAGUAGAUGCUUCUGUUUUACAGUUCUACUUAGUCAUCAUCAGAUCAAUGUCUGCUGUCUUUCAUAAAUCAUCCAUCAGGUUCUUCAUCGAUCUGUUUGGCUGAUCACCAGACAUUAUCCAAUUGGACAGGGGGUUACAUUUUGGAAAAUUGUCUUGAUAAUGUGGAAUUCAGUCAUAAAACUGAAUAAUUUUGUGUGUAUAUAGAAAAUAACAGCUCUUGUGGUAUAUGAAUAGUUUACUUGAGUAUAAGAUAUUUCCAGAGAGCAUAAUGUAGGUGUAGCGAUGCCAUGGCACAACAUGUCAAAUGUCCACUAGAUGGCAGUGGGCUCUAUGUUUUUUCACUUGAUGAAACAAGGAAAUCACCAUAUCCCAUAAAGUCUUUCAGUCUUUACAGCUUUAUCUUUAUAGACUUACAUGUUUAGGACGUUUAUUUUAUUGCUGAUAGCUAUGCUAAUUAAUACAUGGAAGAUAUAAUAAAUGUUGGGAGACUAAGCCCUUUUUUUUCUUCCAAAUAUCCCCUUUGACCAUAGUGAACUCUGCACCAGUGAAUGAGUGCGUGUGUGUGUGUGUGUGUGAGUGAGAGAGAUUUCCCUUAUGCAGCAGUAUUGGCCAGAGAGCAGCACAUUUCUGGGUUAAAGUCUGGGUACGUGCGAGUUUGUGUGUAUGAACAUAAGAAUAGGGAGUUGCAGAUUGCACAUUUUUAUUGCAGGUGCUUUGUUUGCACAGUUGCUGUAUUUACAGUUGUUAUGUAUUUUAUUUUAUUGUCAUUAAUUACAGUGGUUUUCAUUAAGGUUUGAUUUUGCCUUUUAUUUUGGAUUAGAAUGUGUUAAAUUCCUUCUAGUCGAUGCAGUAUAAUUUAGACUCAGUGUGGCUGUAUAAGACUAAUUUUUCACUGCACAAAUGUUUAAUAUAGAAUGUUAUGAUUGAUAUGUACCUGUAAAUGUGAACUUUGAUAUAUGAUGACUUUGUACAAUCACAUUAAAAGACGUUUAUAAAAUGGA